This is a messenger RNA of Entamoeba dispar SAW760, 2238 nucleotides long. RefSeq names its product exocyst complex component, putative. The coding region runs from base 1 to 2238 and encodes 745 amino acids. Gene Ontology annotation, cellular component: cytoplasm; exocyst. Gene Ontology annotation, biological process: Golgi to plasma membrane transport; exocytosis. The transcript has a single exon. The record is from RefSeq and is a predicted model, not a curated record. Lineage: Eukaryota; Evosea; Mastigamoebida; Endamoebidae.
AUGACAACAAGUGAAAAAGCAGUUAAUUUAUCUGAGAUUGAACGAAAGUUACAAGACAUAAACAUUUUUUCAGGAAGGGUAUUUGAUCCAUUUAAUUAUGUUGAUGAUUUAUUAUCUGAACAAUGUGAUAUUUCAUUAGAACAAGGUAUUGAAACAUUCUCUAUAGAACCAUUGUUUUCAAUUUUAUCAAUUGCUGAAAAGAAAUUACAGAGCCAGUUUUCGUUAUAUGUAUCAUCGGUUAAUUCACUUCAAGAAGAAUGUAUUGAAGAAGAAGAACGACAUCUUGGAGUAAUAAAAACAGCAAAAGACAGAAUGAAAAAAGCAAUAGAAGAAUUUGAAGGAACAGAAAAUGGAUUAAAUCAACUAAGUGAAGAAGUUAUGCAAUCAGGAGAAAGAUUGUUAGACUUAAGAGAAGAAGUUACAAAAGAUAAAGAAGUAUUAGAAAUGCUUCGAAUGUUUGAUAAAAUGAGUAAAGAUGAAGAGUUUAAUGUUAAAAAAUAUGAUGUUGAAUAUCCAGAUAUAGAAUUUGUUAUUAGAAUACAAAAAUUAAAACAAUUAUGUAGAGAAUUAACAAAUGAAAAUGUCAUUUGGGGAAUUCAACAUGUUGGAGAAUAUUAUAAUCAUUUAAAUGAAGAAUUAACAAAGAAAUUUAAUAAAGGAUUUGAUGAAAAGAAUUAUUUAGAAAUGAAAGAUAAUGCUGAAUUAUUAUAUUAUUUAAAUAGAGGAAAUAAUAGUAUUAAUUAUUAUAUAGAAAAUAAUCAAUUUCUUCUUAAUGAAAAUGAAGUAAACGCUGAUGAAAAAUUAGCAAGUGAAAAAGAAGAAAUUUCAAAUAAAGAAUUACUUCUUCAUAAUCAACGAUUAGGAGCGUUUUAUAAAAAAAUGAUAAAUCAAAGUCAAAAAGAAAAAAGAGAGAUUGAUAAAAUAUUUAUUCAAAAAGAAAUAGUAAAUGAAAAAUUUAUUCAAGAAAUGUUUGAAUUUAGAAUUCAAAAUUUUUUAGAUAUUUAUCUUCAUGAAUCAAGUCAAAGUACAAUGGAAUAUUUAUUUAAAUUAUAUGAUGCAGUUGAUCAAACAAUUACAUUAUUAAGUAAAAGUAUUGUAGGAUCUAAAAUUGUUUCAAUGAAAUUUAUGAAUGAAAUGAUAGAAGAUUGUUUUAAACAAGACAUUGAUGAAUAUUAUCAAAUUAAUGAAAAAGAUUAUAUUAACGAAUUAUUUAAUACAAAUAAAUCAAAUUAUAUUAAACUUAAAAAAGAACUUAAAAUCGAUUCUCCUUCUAAAACUAAAAUUGAUGAAUUGAAUAAACUUAUUGAUAUUUCUACUAUCCAAUUCAUUUUACAACAAUUCUCUUUUGCAAUUAGUAGAUCAAAGGUAUUAUGUCCAAUUCAAGAUUUAGUAUCAUUUAUAUAUUCUUUAUUUGAAAGUUUAAUAAAUUGGAUUGAUUCAGUAUUAAAUGAUAGUGUUAAAAAAAUGAUAUAUUUAACUCAAAAAUAUUCAACUGACCCAUUAAAAUCUGUUAAUUUCUUUAAAGGAUAUUUAGAAGUUAUUAAACAAAAUUGUGAUGCAAUGAAUUUAAUUAAAAAUAUAUUAGAAAAAGAAAUAUUACCUAACUUUAAAUUUUCAUAUCAAAAAUAUAAUGAAUGUAUUAAUAAGUUUAAUGCAAAAUGUAAAGAAAUGGAACAAAAUAUUACUGAGUCAUUAGAAAAUAGUAAUGAUUGGAUUAUUAAAGUUAUAGAAAAAAAAUUAAAGUAUAAAGGAGAAUUUAUUUUUAAAGAUGAAAAUGAUAUGACAUGGACACAUUCUCCUGCUUGCACUCUUGUUUGUAAAGAAUUUUGCGAUUAUCUUAAAGAAUAUCUUAAUUCUAUUGAUCAAUAUAUUACAGGAAAAAAUCAUAAAAACUUUAUGGUUUCAUUCGGAAGAAAUUUAUAUAAUACUCUUAUUGAAACAUUUAAAAAAUUAAAAAUUACUCCAUUUAGUGGCGGAUUUAUAUUUAUGUAUGAUAUCAGAUAUAUUACUGAUCUCAUUAGAUCAUCUUCUUUCCCUUUAUCUAUUAAAUCUAUGUUUGAAAAUUUAACUAUGUUAUUCAAAAUUUAUUGUAUUGAUAAAACUAAUAUUAUUUCUAUUACUAAUACAAUUAUUGAAGAUGGUGGAUUUGAAUUUAUUGAUCCAAAUGAAAUGUUAAAAUGUCGUACCGAUUAUUCUAAAGAAAUGAUAGUUGAUUACGCUCAAGAAGUAAAAAGUUAA